Messenger RNA from Drosophila simulans, 538 nucleotides. RefSeq lists its product as uncharacterized. The transcript has a single exon. The coding region runs from base 43 to 492 and encodes 149 amino acids. Lineage: Eukaryota; Metazoa; Arthropoda; Insecta; Diptera; Drosophilidae. The record is from RefSeq and is a predicted model, not a curated record.
GACAAAAGAAAAGGAAAAUUUUACCUAAUAAUAACUGCAAGCAUGGACAUCCAGCAGAAAACUAUGAAGUCACCUUCGAAGGAUUCAUCUGAUUCCCCUGAUAAAAAACGCAAGUUCUUAGAAAUCGCGCCCUUAUUAAAACCAGUUGCCCUCAGUAUGUCAAACAGUUAUGGAUUGGAUUGGUAUAUGAUCAACGUGGAAAACAACAUCCCCCGAAAAAAGAGGAGGUACUUCGUCAACCUAUCGUUCUUCUCCGAUCAACUGCAUAAGUUCAUCCCGCACUCCCUGCACCUUCUAAAGUACCCAAACUGGACCACCAUCUUCCUGGCCACAACGCCUCGUGGCUUCAUGUACUAUCAAGCCCACUUCCCGAUGAAACCCAUCCUGACAUUCACACCCAUGAUCAUGAAGCUAAGAGCCGGACAUCUGCCCAUGAUAAACAAUUCUAGGCCAUCAAAGUCAAUUUCAGUAAUACGUCGGCGUCGCAAAUAAAUUGACAAAAGGAAAGGAAAUUUUUACUUAAAGCUAAAAUGAAAAG